Messenger RNA from Suillus plorans, 840 nucleotides. RefSeq lists its product as uncharacterized. Bases 1 to 840 code for a protein of 279 amino acids. The transcript is spliced from 6 exons. The record is from RefSeq and is a predicted model, not a curated record. Lineage: Eukaryota; Fungi; Basidiomycota; Agaricomycetes; Boletales; Suillaceae.
AUGUCUCUGAAGUGCAAUAUCACAGCCAAAGAAGACUACAAGGAGACUCUCAACCGCCUGAUAAAGAUAACUGAAAGCUCUGUCAGUCAGCAUUCUACAUCCGAGGCCACGGUGAUGAUCUCCAUCGCUCAGCGAGUGGACCCUGGACUCAAAAUAAAGGCAUCGAUUGAGGUUGGCAAGAAAAGGUAUUGGAAGGCGCUUAUGUCAUGCCCAAGGUUCAGGAACCGCAAGAUGUGGGAUUGUCUAUACGUGCUUCACACUGACAUCGUCGAUGUAUGGAACUUCUAUGACCCUCAUCUUUACUUGCACAGCCAAGAGUUCAGGGAACUGAUGAUGAAAAUGGUCGAUACGAUACAAGCUGGACCUACACCUAAUCUCAAGAAGACCAUGACCUCUGGAUUAUCCAUGCUGGGCACUAUUGCGGGCAUGAUGUCGGGACCUGCGGCUCCCAUCGUAGUACCAAUCGCCGCAGGUGUCGUACUCGCCACGUGGGUUUACGAGGUAUACCAGAUAUCUCAUGCGGUGCUUCAGCGUUUCAUGUCCUACAUCAUCCACUUGACGCUUGUGCUGCAGACACUUUAUCUUGUGUCAGACGGCCAGGGACUCACUCAUAGGGCCAUCAAGCUGGUGGUCGCUUCCUACCUCGCCUCCCCAAUGAGUGGAGAAGUUUUUACUCGGAUUCAGGAUUACGAUAUGCAAUUGACGAUCCUGGAACGCGCAGAUCACGAUACCUUGGAUAAAAUCGCUGAGGUGAUGCAAUUCUAUAGCAUCGACGAGACACAAAUGUCCAAACUUCGGGAAAAGCCUCUAGUAGAUUUGUCAUCGGACGAACCAUGGUAA